CGUAAUGUCGAAAUUCGGCUCUAUCAUAGAGGUUUUUCGACCCUAUUUUUUUACGAAUGCUGUGGCAGAAGGCGGAUCCGAUAAUACUGCUCUUAUGCGACUUGAGGACUAUGGUUUCACCUGGGCUGCCAGUGCCUCAGGAAACGCAUCAGACGAAGGAUUUGGCCCAAUUUCAACAAGAAGAGAAGUUGAUUUUACAGUGGAGUUUGAAAAUAGUGUGCUAUUGAUACUUCCAAAUUUGAUUCUAUUCACGCUUGUAGCUAUUAGUGCAGUUCGAAAAGGAUUUUUAUUGAAGAGAUACGUAACAAAAGCCAGGACAUCAACUAAGUCGACGAAGACCAGCAAAAACACACUCAAUCAUCAACAUCAACUUCAUCCUGAAGAAGUUGACGAGGAGCUCAAAGUCCUUCUGCCAGUUGAUAACCAUCUUUGGAGAUAUCGAGUUUUACUAGUACUUAAACUGGCCACUAGCGUUAUCUGUGCAGCAUUAUUUUUGGCUUCUGCUGGAACAUCUGUGCUGAGUAAUGCUGGUGGAUCCAACAUCUUUGGCUGUUGUGUAUGUGCUAUUGGAAUGUUAAGCGCUUUCUACAGUUCAUGGAGGCAACACGUUUCGACAUGGCAGACUUCCAUAACACUGCAGACUUACGGAUUGCUAAUGAUAUUUGUUCUAUCAACUCGACUUCGAACAGAAUGGAUCCGGGAAGAUAAGGCCAACGACUCUUUAGCAAUCAUCCUCUCCAUCACACUGGCAACCUUGGUGAUAUGGACGACAUUAGAAGUUAUACCAAGGCUGACUUCAGCUAAAAGACAAAGCAUGAGAUUACCGCCUGAUAUGACAGCAAGCAUAUUUAGUUUGAUGACGUUUCAAUAUGUGCAGCCACUUUUAUCCAAAGGCUUCCGGUUACACCGCAAAGGACAGGAUAUGGACACUGAAAUGCUAUUUCCACUUCGCCCCGAUCGAAUAACAAAACGGAUUGGCUCUAACCUCAUUCAAGAGUGGCAACGACAAUUCAAUAAGCGAGGUUCAGGCAACAUUUGGAAAGCCAUUAUUCGUCUAUAUUUACCAGCGACACUUGCACCUAUGACUAUCUACAUGUUGUAUACCGCCAUCCAGUUCUCAAAUCCAAUGCUUUUAAACGGGUUUCUAUCAUGGAUUGCAACAUAUGGAACCAAUAUGCCUGGACCAGUAAGGCUCGGAAUAGAGUAUGCGUUUGGGAUGUGUGGCAUAAGUGUCGUAACCUCUGCUUUAUUCGCUGUUUCAUUAUUCUUCCUCAACCAAACAAUUCUUACCAUCCGAGGAGCAGUUAUAUCAGCUGUCUAUCAAAAAGCUUUGCGAUUGAGCCCAGAAGAAUUCAAUAAGAGAAGUAUUGGCGACAUCUCCAAUCACAUCAGUGUCGAUGCUGAGUCAUUAGUAGAAGGUGACUUAGCCAUUCUGACCAUUAUUGGUCUACCUGUCUCCAUGGCAUUAGGGCUGUACUUCGUCUACCUUCAGCUUUCUUGGGCCGUUUUUCCUGGUCUUGCAUGGUUCUUAUUGAUCUGCUUUGGAGUUCAAGGUCGAAUUGGAAAACAGUUUGGAACAGCGAUGAAGCUUCGUUUGCAGAACAUGGAUCUACGAGUCUCCUUGGUCAACGAAAGUAUCAGUGGAAUCAAAUUUGUAAAGUUCAACGCCUGGGAAAAGCCUUUUAUCAAAAACAUCUUGGAAAUUAGGUCCAAGGAGCUUGAUGCGCUCAAGCUGCGCGCCAAGGUGUUUGGAAAAAUGAUCUUAACAACUCAGCUCAGCAAGAAUUGCACGCCUCUCAUUAUGUUCUGGAUAUAUGUCAUGGUCAUCGCGAAAGAGGGAGAGGCCCUGGAUGCCAACAAAGUAUUUGUCAGUUUGGUUAUCAUUAACCUAAUCUCGGUCAAUAUAGAAAUGCUCUCCUUUGCGCUAUCUUGGUUCUAUUCAGUGCUUACCAGCAUGAAGCGUAUUCAAAAGUUCCUGAACGCUGAUGAACUAGUUCAAGAAGAUGAUGACAAGAAAAGAUUGCCUGGUCAUGAAAAUGAAGAAAAGGUAUCUGAGCAGAAGCCCAUUGUAUUUCAAGAUGCAAUGUACACAUGGUCAAAAUCCGUAGACGAUGCCAAGUUCAAGCUGAGUAUUCCUGAACUCACUGUUAACGACAAGGAAUUUCUGGCUGUGGUUGGUCGAGUUGGAUCCGGAAAGUCAUCUUUAUUGAGCGCUAUACUUGGCAACAUGUAUCACCAAGAGGGACAUGGUGCUAUGCGCAUUGGUCCAGUUGCCUACUGUUCGCAAAGUCCUUUUGUCAUGAACGCUACUGUGGAAGAGAACAUUUUAUUCGGACAGCCAUAUGACAAGGCCAUUUUUGAGGAAUGCGUAGCGGCUUGCGCUCUAGAACCGGACAUGGCCAUGCUACCUGCUGGAAUCAAGACAGAAAUUGGAGAACGAGGUAUUGGACUUAGCGGUGGUCAAAAAGCUCGAGUGGCACUGGCAAGAGCAUGUUAUUCUGUGAAGACAGGCUAUACCUCGGUGAUCAUACUAGAUGAUGUUCUCAGUGCAGUCGAUGCUCACACUGAUAUGCAUCUUUUCAAGCACGUGCUUAGUAGCGACAGUGGUCUGCUUCAAGGCGUAACUAGGAUUUUAGUAACACACGCUGUGCAUCAUAUGGAAAAAGUGGAUCGUAUCCUUUAUCUCGUUGACGGCAAUGCAUCUCAAUUAGGCACUCAUUCGGAACUUAUGGCGUCAGAGGGACUGUAUCAAACACUUAUCAAUGAGUUUGGUAGGUCAGAAGCAGCUGAAUCUGCUGAGUUUGACAAAAAAGACCAUGUAGCGGCGACUGGCGAUACGGAAAUGACUGAAGCGAACAAAGAAGUGGAAAAUGGUAAAUUAGUACUGGAAGAACAGAUGAAAUCUGGACGAGUGACGUGGAAGGUAUAUGCUCGGUUUAUCGCUGCAGGAGGCGUCGUCAACUUCUUUGUGACCUCUGUAAUACUUGCAUUUCAUCGGGCAAUUUGGUUCGUUGGAUACUACUGGCUUAGCAACUGGCUUAAUCUGGUCAACCCCACGCACUCUCCUGCCUACUAUUUGGGCAUAUAUACACUUAUGCAAAUGCUGUCGGUUGUCUCUCAGCCUGGAGGCUACUAUUUUGCUCUCAGUACCUUUGGCGUUAGAUCCUCAAGAACUUUAUUCGAACGUAUGCUGAACACCAUCUUCCGAGCACCCAUGAGUUUUUUCGACACCACACCUACUGGCCGACUUCUCAAUCGAUUAGGAAGUGACAUGAACCAAAUUGAUAUUUCCUUCAACGAUAAGGUCUUCGUUACAAUGGGACAAUUCGACCAAGUAGCAGCGUCCUUGAUAGCGACGGGAGUCGCUACACCAUACCUCUUUGCACUUGUGCCUCCACUAUCUGUAAUCUACUAUUUCAUCAUGCUAUUUUACCAAGCUACGGCAAGAAGCUUACGAAGGUUGGAUGCUGGACGCACCAGAGCACCUAUGUUUCAACAUAUCACUCAUACACUUGAAGGCAUGCAUACUAUCAAGGCAUUUGGUCUGACUGAAACAUGGGUCAAGGAGUUUCAUAAACGUGUCGACCUUAAUCAACAAUCAAAGCGCAUGGAAUACAUUCUCUUAGGAUGGAUGGCUUUCCGACUGGAGUCACUUGGUGCAUUUUUGAUCUUGGCCACUUCCAUCUUUGUAGUCAUUGCACGGAAGACAAUUGCUCCUUCGGUUGCAGGCUUGGCUGUCAGUACUCUGAUGAAUCUAGUCAUGUUCCUUAGUAUACUGGUGCAAACCAUCAGUGAGAUGGAAAUUGGCGCUGUUCAUGCGGAACGCGUUUUGGAGUUCACAGAAAUACCAAGCGAGGCACCUUUGGAUCUACCCGGAGAUGAUGAGCUCAAGGAAUGGCCCACAAAAGGAAACAUCCAAUUUACAAACUUCUCUGCGAGAUAUCGUAAGGAUCUACCACUCUCACUCAAAAAUGUGAACGCAAAAUUUGAAGGUGGAAGCAAGAAUGCCAUUGUAGGACGCACAGGAUCUGGAAAAUCUACCUUGACUUUGGCUUUAUUCCGUAUCAUUGAAGGAACCACAUAUAGUCAUAAAGACUCUGAUAGCGAAGCCACUGUUCCAAGCCCACCAUCAACAGACUCUGAAAAAGGCUCACCGGAGCUUGAAGAAGUUGGAGGUACUGUAACCAUUGAUGGGGUUAACAUAGCUGGUCUAGGUUUGGCUAAGCUGCGGUCUGAAAUUGCCAUUAUACCUCAAGAUGCCACCAUGUUUGGAGGAACUUUGAGAACAAACUUGUCACCAUUUGGUGAGCACUCUGACAAGGAACUUUGGGAUUCAUUGGAAGCAGCAGGACUCAAAAAGCAUGUUUCCGAGAACAUGCAAGAUGGCUUGGAAGCAAAGAUAUUACCCGGUGGAACCAAUCUAUCCAAAGGACAACUUCAGCAAGUUGGUUUAGCAAGAGCUAUGUUACGAAAAGCCAAAAUCCUAGUACUUGAUGAAGCAACCAGUUCGAUGGACUUGGAAACUGACGCUGUUAUACAAACUGCCAUUCGGACCCAUUUUGCUUCCUGUACAGUCAUUACUAUUGCACAUCGUAUUGCAACAAUUCUGGACAGUGACUACGUGCUAGUCAUGGAAGCUGGAUCAGUAGCGGAAUACGGACGUCCAAAGGAGUUACUAGAAGACUCCUCAAGUCUUUUUGCUCUACUGGCUACAGAAACUGGGCAGUAAAUUACCUACUUGAAAGACGUUUAUGCAUGUACAUUUCCCAAUCAAAUACACGAUAGACAAAUUGUUUAAAAAUAUGAUGUAAAAUAUCCGGAAUGUAGAAAAAGUGCUUCCUGUAGUAUGUUAAAUAUGAAUUACAAUAAGAAAUGCAAUAAUACACCUGAUUUCUGCGGUG
Umbelopsis ramanniana AG is the source of this 4901-nucleotide messenger RNA. RefSeq lists its product as uncharacterized. Lineage: Eukaryota; Fungi; Mucoromycota; Umbelopsidomycetes; Umbelopsidales; Umbelopsidaceae. The record is from RefSeq and is a predicted model, not a curated record. Gene Ontology annotation, cellular component: membrane. The transcript is spliced from 2 exons. Gene Ontology annotation, biological process: transmembrane transport. Bases 5 to 4729 code for a protein of 1574 amino acids. Gene Ontology annotation, molecular function: ABC-type transporter activity; ATP hydrolysis activity; ATP binding.